Molecule: messenger RNA, 4249 nt
Organism: Patiria miniata (bat star)
Lineage: Eukaryota; Metazoa; Echinodermata; Asteroidea; Valvatida; Asterinidae
Exons: 11
Coding region: 175-4029 (1284 amino acids)
Biological process (GO): signal transduction
Source: RefSeq, a predicted model, not a curated record
CAUCGACUUCACGAACCAAUCAGCUGCACGUAUUUCUUAACACUUGCAAAAUGUGGUGGGUUUGAAAGUUUCGACGUCGACACCACAUAGUUCACACAUCUCUGGGUUUUGCCUUGGGGUGCAUUAUAAAUCAAAGUACAUCCUAUUUUACGUGAAGAAGACGUGUAAGAUAAGAUGAAGGACCUGUUAGCUGUGGAAGACAGGGACACUUUGAAAUAUGUCGUACGACAUGAGCUGAAAAGUUUUGGAAUCAAAGUGCCGAAAGAAAAAAGAAGCAGUGUACGAUGCACGCAGGCUCAAGGGAAGGAAAGGUCAGCGGGAAGAUCCACUGUGUUUGGUUGUCCUCUUGAUGAAAUCCCAGCUGUCCCUUUGAAUGCCUAUCCUGGUAGCGCAGUACCAAAAUUCCUGGUGGACUGUGUACAAUUCCUUCAGGACAACAUUGAUUGUGAGGGAUUAUUCCGAAAGCCAGGCUCCAGGGCAAGGCAAAAAGAUUUACAGCACAUUAUAGAGAAUGAGGGUCCCAUUCCCACCGAUGCCCACGUUCAUGACGUGGCAGGCCUGUUCAAGCUCUUCUUCCGUGAGCUGCCUGAGCCCCUCCUUAGCGGCAAGCUAGCCGAGGCACUUCUCAAGUGCCAGCAGCUCCUGACUGCCCAGGAGGUCCAUUACACCACCCAGCUUCUGUGUCUGACCCUGCCAGCCACGUACUACCACACGCUGCGCUACGCCAUGCAGUUCCUGAAGCAGGUGGCCGGCAGUGUCUCCAGCAACAGGAUGGACGCCUCCAACCUGGCCCUGGUCAUGACGCCCAACCUCAUGGGUGGCCUCAAGGCGGAUAAGAGCGGGGGAACCUCUGCCACCGAGAAGCUCCUGCGAUUACAGACUGCCGUCAUCAGGCACCUGAUUGAGAACGCCGAUGACAUUGGAAUGGUGCCAGACGCUGUGGCAGAGAGAGUGGAGAGCUUUGGGAACCGAUCCAGCUGCGAUCUGCUGACAGACAGGCUGACAUCAGAGGAUGAGCUGGACAAAAGCGGGGAAGGAGCCCUGGAGGAGAGGAAAAAGAACAGGAGACGGCGGCGAAGUGGACCGAUACAAGGUAUAAUGAGUGGCAUCGGUCACAGCCUUGGUAUUCUGAAGUCAGGUGCUGGUAGUGCAGUCAACAUGACCCCAGCUGCAGAUGAGGUCAUCGAGAAUCCAUCAUUCCUUGGUGAGACACCCAGAAUACUCAGAUCCAGCAAGAGGAAAGCUAGUGAGGAUUUAGGAACAUUUUCAUCAGCAAAACGGAAAGCAAUGCUACACCAGAUGACUACAGACCCACAGUACAGCAAGCCUGGCCUGAGCCUGCACAGGGAAGGACGACAGGGGAUGACAUUGACUGAUUCCCCCAUCACACCACUCAGACCCAGUAGACCCGCCUUAGGAGAAGUCGAUGCAGUAACAGAAGACGGAGCAACGGUCUUCAAGUUCCAGACCCCAUCCAUCAAAUUUGCAGACGAAUCUUUCACAACUUUCUGUGCCACUCCGCCGGGGAAGGAAGGCAUUGUGGGCGCUACACCUGGGAAGAAGCUGGGUAAACUCAACCCUCUCAGCAGCAGAAAGUACAAGAGACGCUCUGGUGCAUUACAUGCAGAUGUCAGUACUCCAAAAUCAGUUUACUCAAGUUACACUCCCAAAUCGGGCAGUGUCUACCAAUCUAUAAAGAAGAAGCUCGGCCACAGACAUACUCGCACACAGCCAACUCCAAUUCAGCUCAACGACAUGCCAGAUAAAUCAGUCGGCUGGCGCUUGGCCAAUCCUCCUGCACAGGAGGAUCCAGCUGCACUAGACAGCCUGGCUCUCGGCAACUCACCCCACUUGAAGAGGACGCCACUCACAAGGAGAAGACAAAGACGACGGAAGACGCCAAGCUCCCCGGCGACUCUCUUCAGUCCGCGGCCAGCAAUAUCUCACCCAGUUCUGGAGCAGAGGUCACAGUUCACAGGCCAAAUGUCAAGCGCAAAUGAUUCAGAAUCCCCAAAGGUUGUAGUAGUUGAUCUGAAAUCCAGUCAGUGUUCCAAGACGUCUCACGACGAUGUCUCUGAUGUGUGUUUGCAAGACGAAUGGAAUCGGCCGAUUGGCAAAGAUGAGGAUGGCAGCAGGGAGGGGCUUGCCAAGAGCGACGUGGAUUCUAGAGACAUGAAUGAAGAUGUGAGCCAGAUCACAGAAAAUGGAAGCUGUGGGUUUGAGUCUGCACAACUUCACAAAAAAGACACGGGAUCCCUUAGAUCAGACAUGAUAAUGGACUUAACAUCCUCUGAUUCAUCUAAGUUUGAGAGUCACACUGAAGCCACAGGACACAGACAGCUGCAGCAGUCUGUCAGUCAGAAGAGCCUGUCCAGCGUCCUGUCUCAAGUCAGCAUGGAUAGUACCAAAUCCGUGUUCAGUGUGGAGAUCGAUUAUGAGACGGCUAGUGCUCAGGCACUGUCAGAGGAUGCUAAUGAUGUAACUGUACAAAAUGAUGAGACACUAAAAGAUACACGUGGUCCAGUAGAAUUGGAGUACAACUUUCAGCUUGAUGAGGGUGAUGCACAAGUACGUGUUACCGAUAGUGUGCUUGAGGAUGUUGAUUGUGGCACAUCAAAAAUUGUUGGACAACACAGCAGAUGUAAUGAUAAUGAUGAGAUCGAUGGGUUAAAAGAAUCAAAUGAAUAUUUGGCUCAGGCAGGUAGUAUGCUGAGCCUGGACAGUGCAGUUAAUGUUGAUGGGAAUGAUGAACAUACAGGAAGUCUAGACAGCUUGAAAACCACUGGGCAGUCUGGAAGACUGGUCAAGUCAGUGUCUGUUGACAGCGGCAAGGGGCUUUCCCUGGACAAUCUUGCCAACUUUGAUGAGGCCAAACUUCAGGAGGCCGUAGAGAAGCGCAUAGCAUCAGAGCGGGGCAUCAAGUCGGCCCAGGAUAUCCCGCAAGGUCUGGUCAAGAUGCUGUCGGAGAGGUUGUCCCCUGUGGAGGACGCCAGUGAGGAGUCUUCCUGCAGCGUCUCCAGCGAAGACAACCCCCAGUUCAGGGAGACUAAAGCCUUCUGGAAGCUGGCCAGGACAGGCCACAUCUUCAACAAGAGUCUGUCAGACUCUCAGGUCAACUCCCCGGCCAGGAGAGCUGGCCCGACACUGCCCUCUCCAAUGAAGUCAUAUCACUCUCAGGUGCACAUCGCCAAGAGGGACCGGUUUGGGCAGUCAGCUAAACCAAUGGGCAACACCUCGCUGAACUUGAGCAAUGUCAAAUCCAACAUUGACAUGUUCAACUCAAUGUGCCAGCAGAUUUCGCCAGUGAGAAACCUGCAGUCCAGAUCAGUGCACAAAGGCAGCCAGGAAGCUGAGAAGUUAUCGUCAAAGAGAGGACUUGCUGUACCAACCCCAGGUGAAACAAGUAAGCAUGAGUCUUCACGAGUCCAGCCGAAGACCAAGCUUGUGAAAUCAAUCAGCAUUGACAGUGGGAUGUGCAAUGUUGGUGGAGGUUCGAGCGUUCCAGAAAUAAAAGCUUUCCGCAAGAUAGUAUCCCCUGACCACAACGAUUCCUACGAGAUGGCUCUGUCCCAUGUAGCAGCGGUUGACAUCCCCAGAGGCCUGCAGAAUUCGAAACGUGAUGAAGAUGUGCUGAAGCCAGCCAGCAGCGAGACGGUGAUCCAGUAUGAGAAUGCAGAGGAGAUGCCUGUUCAUCAUGAUGGCAGUCAGGACAUCGACCAGAUUCCAGAGCACCUUGCACCCGUUCAUGCCCUCCACAAUGAGGCACUUACCCCCUUGAAGCUGGCCUCCUCAACCAUCAUCCGAUCACCGGGAAAGAAGGCACUCAAGAUCAAGCACCGCUCACCUCUGAAAUGCUUAAAGAUCCCAAACAACCAGGACUUAACACCAACAUUCAGAGAGACCAGAGCACACAAGAGGUACCCCUGCUCCCCUAAGAACCCUUUGUUCAGACAGCAGGCAAGUGCAAGACAAGAGAGGUCCCUCAUACCAAAUCAUGUCCGAGAUGACAUGGAUGUGGUAGAGCUAUGAGGCUAUUAUAACAACAUACAUACAUGAAUGUACCUAUAUACUCCUUCAUAGAAGCUGCUAAGCACACAUGGUUUUGCUUAAUACCAAGUUACAAUGUAGGUGACUUUUUUCAUCUGUAUUUUAUACAUGUACGUGUGUAUAAGAUUAAUUUGUGAACGCACACCCAUUUUUGUUUUAUGUAGACAUUCCUUUGUUUUUGUGUAGUGAAGAAAACUUGGUA